Portunus trituberculatus (swimming crab) is the source of this 2261-nucleotide messenger RNA. RefSeq names its product formin-like protein 5. Gene Ontology annotation, cellular component: chitin-based extracellular matrix. NCBI's taxonomy places the organism in Eukaryota, Metazoa, Arthropoda, Malacostraca, Decapoda, Portunidae. Gene Ontology annotation, molecular function: structural constituent of chitin-based larval cuticle. The record is from RefSeq and is a predicted model, not a curated record.
GCUGGUUACCUCCCUCCCUCCCUCCUCUCUCAGUUUGCUUUAACACUCCUAACUGGAAACUCAGGCCGUGCUCCGCUCUCCACCUCGGCUAAACAUUUUGUGCACCUCCUCGUGUCCUCAGAAACAGUGAACGCCCACAGCGGCUGUUAGCGUUCCGCCAGCACACACAGGCAGUCCCAGGCCGUGCGCCGCACUGCAGCAGGCGUGCGUGACCGGAAGCGCGCAUCACCCGGUGGCUGAGUGGCAGAACAUUGGUGCAGGAAGGUCGCAGCGCCGCUUGUCGAGAGUCGCGUGGCGGAGUGCGCGCCUGACUGGCUUCGAGGGACGCCCGCGGCGUGAGCAGCAGGCCCGGCGUGACAUGGGCCGCCGCGCACACGUGGCGGCACGCUAGCCCUGUCGCGGCGGCAGGCGAUGUCCUUGCAGGACGCCGCCGGCUGCCACCACUGCCACAUCCACGCGCCCAUCCCCGCUGAGGAGCUCAAGCGCACUCAUCCCCUGCGCAGCGGCAGCCCUGGGGGCGUGCGGGGCGGCCUGUCCAGCAGCUUCAGGAAGAAUGUGUCCUUCCUGUACCGCAAGUUCCACGGGGUGUCGCUGGUCACCCCGCCCGCCGCCCCCGCCCCCGCCUCCGCCGCCACCCCAGGGUGCCAGCCCCUGCGUUCAUCGCCGCCCCGCUCCCAUGGCAGCUCCUUACCCCACUCCCUGCCCCGCUCCACGCCCUGCUCCUCGCCGCGCUCCACGCCCCACUCCUCCUCCCGCUCCUCGCCGCUGCCCGUCACGGACCUGCGUCCAGCCCUGGUGAUCGACUCCCAGCCCCAGGGCCCGCCCUCCCUGGCCCGCAGGCCCCUGCCGCCCCUGCCGCCCCUGCCUAAAGAGAAGCCCAAGAAGCGCGGGUGUGGCGGCCUGCAGGUGGUGCUGAUGGUUGGGGCGUACGCCCUCGUGCUGGUGCUAGUGGUGGUGGUGGGCGUGGUGCUCACCCAGGAGAUACGCAGGCCACCCGGCCCGCGCCCUGUGGCCCUGCGCCCUCGCCCGCGCCCUCAAGAUCUCGACUAUGUGGACAUCGAGCCUAACCCCCUGUCAGGACCUCCCCCAUCCGGCCCACCCCCACCCCAGCGCGCCCCGCCCCCACCACGCCCCGCCCCAUCUCGCCCUGCCCCACCCCCAGUGAGGCGCCCGUCCUUCUCCAACGUGGACACUGACUUCAGCCUGACGCAGGGCGCGGACGAUUUCCGUGGCCAGAAGGAGCCCGAGAUCCGCAUCCUUAAGUCCUGGAACAACCAGAACCCUGACGGCACGCUGUCCUGGGGCUACAUCGGCAGCGACGGCAGCUUCAAGAACGAGACCCGCGGCCACGACUGUGUGGUGCGCGGCGUGUACGGCUACGUGGAGCAGGAGACCGGCAAGCUGCUCUCCUUCCCCUACGUCUCCGGCAACCCGUGCGACCCAAACGAGCCGGAUUACUACGACGACUACUACGAUGUGGCCAUCGACGACUUCGGCGGCAACCGUGGCCGCGGCUAAACUGCCCCCAUGACCCCCCCCCACAGCCCCAUUGCACACCCCCCUAUCCCCUCCCGUCCCUCAGAGCGUGUGAUGUUUUGUAAAGGUUCUUAAACACUUCUUGGUCUUUUCUACACCUACCCCUCUAACGCCCACACCUCCUCCUCCUCCUCCUCCUCCUCCUCCUCCUCCUCCUCCUCCUCCUCCUCCUCCUCCUCCUCCUCCUUCUCCCAUCAAGACAGUUAUCUCUGUACAUUUGUAUUUAUCAAAUGUGUAUUAUGCAAAGUAAAUCUGUAUUAUUUUCACUAUCUCUUUCUGUGCCCCCCUGCUCCUGCACCUCCAGUACCUCCUCCCCUGCCUGCCUGCCUGCCUGCCUGCCUGCCUGCCUGCCUCCCAUCACCGUCACCACCACCACAACACGUGCAGUCUCGUACCGCCACACACCCGACACACACCAAUACCUGAAAAAUGGACAUAUGGACAAAACAUUGAAGUCUCCCCAUAAGAAACGUAAUUUCCUCCAUUUUCUUUCAUGAUUCUCAGCCCCAAAAAUGAAGGCUUAGAAAAUGUGUAUCUUUGAACUUUAUUACUUUAUUUUCAUUUUUUUCUGUGUAUUGUGGUACAGAAAUGCCUUUUUAAUUAGUGUCCAUUUUUUUUUCUGUAUUUUUACCUGAACAUUCUUUGGUCUGUUUAUUGAAAUUCAACUUAUUAUUUUGGCGUGUAAAUAAAUAAAAUAGUGCUAAUAAACGAAGACCAAACGUGAA